AUGAGAAAGAAGAGAUGUGGAGAAGAAGGACAUAAUGAGUAUAAAAAAGGUCUGUGGACAGUUGAAGAAGAUAAGAUCCUCAUGGAUUAUGUCAAAGCUCAUGGUAAAGGCCAUUGGAACCGCAUUGCCAAAAAGACUGGUCAAAAUCUCUCUCUCUCCAACUUGUGGUCUUUGAUAGCUAGAAGAGUUCCAGGUCGAACGGACAAUCAAGUGAAGAACUAUUGGAAUACACAUCUAAGUAAAAAAAUCGAGAUCAAAGAUCAAGCAAUCAAACCCAUCAACCAUCAUAUUAUCAACUUGGGGAAUAUGGCAGAUCCAUCCGAAGAAAGAUUACUGAAUGUGAAAUUCAAUGAUAAAAAUGUUGUUGGAGAUGAUAAUUCGCUUAUGAGUACUGAAGGUAUUGGUCUUCUCCAUCAGGGCAAUAAUUAUACGAGUUCGUCGCUUUGGGGUCAUCACGAGGAUGCUUUUGAGCUUAGCACACUCACCUACAUGAUGGAUUUCAGUGAUGGGCGUUGUUAUUAAUGUUAAUUUUUUCAUUGGCUGCAUUUAUUUACGUUUAAAAGUUAUUUCUCUUUCUGUAUAAUUUUGGUGGCUUAAUUGAAAGAUGACCAAACACUGAAACAUCAGCAAUCUGAUAUUAAAAGUUGCUGAUGCUGUAGUGUUUGAUUAGCUCAUUUAGUUAUUUGAGUGUGUGUGAUAUUGCUUUAGAACUUUAUGUAUCACUAUUCACUUUAACCGAAAGAAUAUCUGUAUCAUUAUCGACUUAAAGUGCAUGUUUUUGUUUUUAUUUUUUUCUGAG
Messenger RNA from Thlaspi arvense, 799 nucleotides. The record is from the annotation of a GenBank genome assembly. Lineage: Eukaryota; Viridiplantae; Streptophyta; Magnoliopsida; Brassicales; Brassicaceae.